Molecule: messenger RNA, 817 nt
Organism: Glycine soja
Lineage: Eukaryota; Viridiplantae; Streptophyta; Magnoliopsida; Fabales; Fabaceae
Product: pathogenesis-related protein 10
Exons: 2
Coding region: 131-604 (157 amino acids)
Biological process (GO): abscisic acid-activated signaling pathway; defense response
Cellular component (GO): cytoplasm; nucleus
Molecular function (GO): signaling receptor activity; abscisic acid binding; protein phosphatase inhibitor activity
Source: RefSeq, a predicted model, not a curated record
CCAAGUGCCUUAUAAAGCCUACCCUUUUCACAUCUUAGAGACACACAACAACAACAAUCAACACUAACAUCUUCUCACAACAGCAUCACUAAUCCUUUUCCUUUGUGUUUAUUUUCCAUCUUCCAUUAAUAUGGGUGUUGUUACUCAGAUUUAUGAUACCCCUGCUGCUGUGCCUCCUACUAGGCUUUUCAAAGCCAUGACAUUAGAUUUCCAUAACCUCUUCCCAAAGCUUGUGGAUAGCAUCCACAGCAUUGUUUUCACCCAAGGAAAUGGUGGUCCUGGCACCAUCAAGAAGAUCACCACCAUUGAAGGUGACAAAACCAAGUAUGUGCUGCACAGAGUUGAUGCAAUUGAUGAGGCUAACUUUGUAUAUAACUUCAGCAUAACUGAGGGCACUGCCUUGGCUGACACAUUGGAGAAGGUCUCAUUCGAGAGCCAAUUGGUGGAAGCUCCAAAUGGAGGAUCCAUUAGGAAGGUAAGUGUCCAAUUUUUCACCAAAGGCGAUGCUACGCUUAGUGAGGAGGAGCUCACUGCCAACAAAGCCAAGAUCCAAGGGCUUGUAAAGCUAGUUGAAGGGUACCUUUUGGCAAAUCCUGAUUAUUGAAGGUCUUUGUAGUUAAUUAAUAAGAGUUUGACUAUGGUGCAAAUUAAUAAGCCUUGAUGGAUUUGCAGGCUCAGCACCAAGGCUUUCUUCUAUGAUAUUUUCUAAAUUUUUCUUUGUUAUGAAUUGGGAGAUUAAUCAAUCAUAAAUUAAUAGUGUGGUUUUGUAAACUUUCUUUAGUUUGUCUAAUAUACAUGCCCUUUGCAUUGCUGAAAA